This is a messenger RNA of Diachasma alloeum, 9785 nucleotides long. RefSeq names its product laminin subunit alpha-1 (gene wb). Gene Ontology annotation, biological process: axon guidance. Gene Ontology annotation, cellular component: basement membrane. The record is from RefSeq and is a predicted model, not a curated record. Lineage: Eukaryota; Metazoa; Arthropoda; Insecta; Hymenoptera; Braconidae. The annotation marks the transcript as partial. The transcript is spliced from 25 exons.
AGCCGUUUGGUGUGGGUAAAAGUCUGAAAAACGGAGGUUUAUUUCCAUCCACUUUCAAUGUCGCGACGAAGGCAGACGUUUACGUCAAUGCAACGUGCGGCGAGGAGGGGCCUGAGACUUUUUGCAAGCCCUCGGAGUCAGCUAGAUGCGCUGUCUGCGACGCCAGAAGCCCAGAUCCUGGGAAGAGGCAUAAUAUCAGCAAUGUUCUUAAUCCUGAUCCUGGAAAGUGGUGGCAGAGCCCCACCUUAGCUAGGGGAGAACGUUUCGAGUUUGUUACUAUUGUGCUGGACCUCAAACAGGUUUACCAAAUUGAGAACGUGAUUGUGAAGUCGGCAAACUCGCCGCGACCUGCGGCCUGGGUCCUGGAGAGGUCAGUCGACGGUGAAGAAUUUCGUCCGUGGCAGUAUCAUGCACCCAGCGACGAGGAGUGCUGGUCCAGGUACUCUGUUCCGCCUGUCACUAAGCCCAUUUACAUCGCCGAUGAUGAGGUCAUAUGUACCAGCAUAUAUUCACGUCAAACGCCCAUGGAAAAUGGCGAGAUCCACAUACAACUGGCGAAUGGUCGUCCAGGUGCUCAGAAUCACAGUGAAACACUCCAGGAGUUCACUCAAGCCAGAUACGUACGACUCAGCCUGCAGGGAUUGAGAAGAGGCGGUGGUGCAUUGGCUGACAAGCGUCGGGCAUUCUACUCAAUAAAGGAGAUCAGCAUUGGUGGUCGCUGCCUGUGCUCGGGUCACGCGUCCCGCUGCCGUUACAGCGCUCGACAUGGGCAUCAAGAAUGCGAGUGUGAGCGUCACACAUGCGGUGAGAGAUGUGACAAGUGUUGUCCAAUGUUCAAUCAAGUGCCCUGGAAGCCAGGGACAUCGGGCAAGGGUUUUCACUGUGAAAAAUGCAACUGCAAUGGUCAUGCUAACUCCUGCCGUUACGAUCCGGAGAUAUCGGAGAGACGUAUGUCCCUGGACAUCCGGGGAAAGUAUCGUGGCGGUGGUGUAUGCAUAAAUUGCACGGAUCACACAACGGGAAUAAAUUGUGAAAAGUGUCAAGUUGGCUAUUACAGGCCUAACGGAAUACCAACGGACGAUCCGUCGCCCUGUAUACCCUGCGAUCACUGCAAUAUGAACGGGAGCACUGGGUUUUGCACACCUGAUGAGACUUAUCCGGGGAAGGUUGCAGGUGCUUGUGAAUGUAAACCAGGCUACUCAGGCUUCAGAUGUGACCAAUGUGCAGCGGGUUACCGUCAGUUUCCCGACUGCAUGCCCUGUCCCUGCGAUCGACGUGGAAUUCUCCCGUCCCACGACUGCGAAGGCGACUGUUUGUGCAAAGCAAAUGUCGAGGGUGAAUUCUGUGACGACUGCAGGCCCGGAUUUUUCGCCCUGACACGAGAUAAUCCCGAGGGAUGCCUCAAGUGCGACUGCUUCGGCAUGACCACUGACUGCAGAGCCGCUCGACUAGUCUACGACUCCAUAUCCACAUUGGAUGGUUGGUUAGUAACAGACAUAAAUGCGUCGAGGUCAAUUGUACCGGGAUUGGACCCAGACAACGGAUGGCUGACACUUGCAUCCUACGAGGUUGAAUAUGAAAGUCCAUUUUGGCUAGCACCCAAGAUCUAUGCCGGAAAUCGUCUGUCUUCAUACGGGAGUAAUCUCACUUAUGCUGUAACAUGGAUUGUCAUGCGUGGUGACACCAGUGGUAAACCAACCACCGAGCCAAACGUCAUUUUAGUGGGCAAGAAUGGAAUGAAAAUUGCUUUUGGUGAGGAGCCAUACAGUGGUCAGGAGGCUGAGAUUUCCGUGCCACUGCAGGAGGAAGGCUGGUUUCACAUGGAGACUGAGAUAAAAAAUAUCCAAGUGAGACCUAGGAGAACUGAAUACGGAGGGAGGCCUGUCUCCAGGGGGCAAAUGCUCAGAGUUCUUGCUGAUGUGAAGUAUGUCAUGAUCAGGGCGCAGUAUCACUCGGAACAGGCUGAAGGAAGUUUGCUCUCUGUGGUUUUACCCAUUGGUGAAAAAUCAAAUGAUGGGGUCGAGACCUUUGUGGAGCAGUGCACCUGCCCCGAGGGAUACGCAGGACUGUCCUGCGAAUAUUGUGCCUGGGGAUAUGUUCAAGUGAUUUUUAAUGGGACUGAUCAUCAGGAUCAUUACGAGUGCAUCAAGUGCGACUGUAAUGGGCAUGCUGGGUCCUGUGAUCUUGUUAUGGGUGAAUGUACAAUUUGUGAACACCACACAACAGGACCCAAAUGUGAUCGUUGUGCACCUGGAUAUUACGGUGAUGCAACUAGGGGAACCCCAGACGAUUGUAAACAGUGCGCAUGUCCCCUGACCAUAUCCACCAACCAAUUCAGUCCAAGCUGUCAGCUUGAUGAUCCCAAAAAUUCCUCUGGGAGUUACGUGUGCACCCAGUGCCCUGUGGGAUACACUGGAGAUCAUUGUGAAAGUUGUGAUCUCGGUUACUUCGGUGAUCCCACGAAGCCUGAGGGCACUUGCCAGUCCUGUCCCUGCAACGGUGGUACCUGCGACCAGGAAACUGGUAGAUGCUUGGAAUGUCGAGGUAAUACUGAGGGCUGGAGAUGCGACAGAUGCAAGGAGGCACACUACGGGGAUCCUCUAGACCAAAGUUGCCUACCCUGCAGUUGUAAUCCCAAUGGCAGCAUCUCACGAUUAUGUGACUCAGUUAGUGGUCAGUGCCUCUGCAAGCCCCUAUUCACUGGUCGUGACUGUUCCACCUGCAUUGAGGGCUAUGGCAAUGUAACUGCUGGCUGUCGUGAGUGCAACUGUGACGUGGGUGCUAUCACCAAUGCCUGUGAUCAAAUAACUGGUAGCUGUGUAUGUGCACCAGGCGUUACCGGGGAUAAGUGUGAUGUGUGCGAAGAUGAUCAUUAUGGAUUGUCCAUCGAUGGCUGCCAGGGAUGCCGGUGUAACAUGAUUGGUUCCACCUCCUCGGCGUGUGACAUCGUCUCGGGACAGUGUCUGUGCAAGCCGAAUAUCAUUGGACGACAGUGUCAUCAGUGUCAGGUUGGUUACUGGGGCAUGGCGAGUGGGGCUGGAUGUGCCCCCUGCGGCUGUGACACGAUGGGCUCCACCAAUGUCUCCUGCCAUCAUGAUACAGGACAAUGUUUUUGUCGUCCUGGUGUGGGUGGUGCACGAUGCGACAAUUGUUUAUCGGGGUACUACGGAUUUUCGGAGAAUGGAUGUCAAGUCUGCGAUCCAUGCACAAAACCCGGCCAUGUAUGUGACCCAGACACCGGUAGAUGCGUGUGUCCACGUUUGACCUUUGGCGAGCACUGUGAUCGUUGCAGGCCAGAUUCCUACGAUCUGAUACCAGGCAUUGGUUGCAAGGCAUGUGCAUGCACUCCAGGCUCCACGAGAUCCCAAUGUGACUUCAGUGGACAGUGCCCAUGUCGAGUUGGCUUUGAGGGUCUCAGGUGUGAUAAAUGUGCACCCGGAUAUUAUGGAUACCCCAAGUGCAAGCCUUGUAACUGCCAUGCCGGUGGUACCAUCAAGUGCGAUGAUGGAUUGUGUCAUUGUGAUCAGAAUGGACAGUGUCCUUGCAAGGAAUAUGCACUGGGGAGGCAAUGCAACCAAUGCAAGGAAGGGACCUUUGGCCUCUCUGAGGACAAUCCCAAGGGCUGCACCGAGUGCUUCUGCUUCGGGAGAUCGACCCUCUGUCAUCAGGCAGGUCUCACCUGGGGCCAGAGACGCCUGACUAGGCCUCGGAUACUCCACAUCAACGAGUCUGCCAAUGAUGUUAUCAUAUCGAACUACGGAUACUCCAUAGCUCUCCCGACCUUGAAUGGCGGCCUGAACGUGACCAAUGGAUUAUCAAUCAUUCCUGGGAGUGAGGGUGACGUCAUUCUACCCGCAAAUCUCUAUUACAGUUAUCCGUUGUACUGGCAAUUGCCGGAGUCUUUUCUCGGGGACAAAGUCGUUUCGUAUGGUGGAUUUCUGAGGUUCAAAACUUCCGUUGUGGGGGGAAUCCCACUGAGAUCUAGUCUUCGAUAUCCCUUGGUUCAGAUACAGGGGAAUGAUAAAAUUAUUCUGGAGUAUUAUCAACAUCUACCGGUUGAUGACAAUAAUUUUAAGAUUAGAUUUCACGAAUCUCUCUGGCAAAUUCAAAACCGUCCAGACUACAGAGUAUCCCGUGAAGUUUUGAUGGUGGCCCUCCAGGACAUUCAGCACAUAUACCUCAAGGCCUCGGACCUAUCAGAAUUCCACGAAGCCCAACUGCUGGAGGCAUCAUUGGACGCUGCUGUCCUGACUCCCACCCACACACCAGCCCUGGCAACGGGAAUUGAAAUUUGUGAGUGUCCAACUGAGUACAACAACACAUCCUGCCAGGAUCCCAGUAUCGGUUAUUAUCGCUGGUACAACAACGAAACAACAACAGCCACGAUUGUAAUCGAUCUGGUGGGCCAAGCGAGGCCAUGCCAGUGUAAUGGUAGAUCGGAAAUCUGUGACAUAGAAACCGGUUACUGCUUGAAUUGCAGAGAAGAUACAGCAGGUGAAUUUUGUCACGUGUGCGCCGAGAGUUUUCACGGGUAUCCUGAUCAAGGGGGCUGCCAACCUUGCCCCUGUCCACAUGCCGAUAAAAGAUUCUCCAAGGGAUGUGUGUUAAGGGGAAAUGAAGCUGUUUGUCACUGCAAACCUGGCUACACUGGCUCCAGAUGUGAGCGCUGUUCCUACGGAUACUUCGGCUACCCGACCCACCCCAAUGGCACCUGCACCCCCUGCAACUGCAACCCAGCAGGCAGUGCCUCAGACGAGUGCGACGAGGAGACAGGUCAAUGCAACUGUCGUCCAGGCUCAACAGGACGAGACUGCUCCCAGUGCACAGCAGACCGCCACGUCUUCAUAAACAACAUCUGCACCUCCUGCAACGACAACUGCACAGGCCUCCUCCUGGAGGAUCUGUCGCAAUUAUCCCUGAACCUCACCUUGGAGACCACCCACAUCGCCGACGGUUACAUCCCUCCCCCGUGGGUGGAGUUAGCGUACAUCGACUCAAACGCAACUGAAUUGCUCCAAGAAAUCGACCGAAUAGAUGAGCUGAAGGACAGGAUGAGGAGCGUCCCCUGGGGGGACUACCAACUGCUGAGGAUCAAAGCCGAGAAUUUGCUGAAGAGUUUUUCUGAAGUCAGUGGCACCUCCUGGGACUUGAAGCCAAAGGCUGAGGAUUUCAAGAACAACAUCUUCAGUUCUCACUUGGAGGUGAGGAACCUGCGAGACCUCCUGGAGGCCAUCACCACGCAGUUGAUUCAGUAUGGAGACGAUGUCAAGAGGGUGGGGAUCAAGAAGGCCCUGAAGGAGGCGAGGAUGAUCCUGAGUUACUUGAAGAGUGUUAAUUUAACCCAGAAGACGAUGGAGUGCCAGAGGAUUCUGGACGAGAGUGAGGAUUACAUCGAGUGGUUGACUGGGCAGUUGGAUCUCGUUGAGCCCUUGGAUGAGGUCAGGAGAAGGGCUUCGAGGGUUGAGGUAAAGGCUUACGACAUCAAGAAGGUCCUGGAGGGCAACAUGGAGACGCUGUUCCAGUACGACACAUUGUUCAAUCAGAUAAAUGGGAGUUAUGCUGGUGUGAAGGUUCUGAACGAUAACAUAAGGAUUCUCACGGCUGAUACUGUGGGGAUGAUCGAGGAGGGGGUGAUGAUGAACGAGGAGGGGAGAGGGCUCAUGCUGGAGAGCCAGAAUAGCCUCCAGGCCAUUCCCGAGUUGAAGCAAACCCUCGACCACUGGACGGAGAAGCUCACCAUAAAGGAGGGAAUCCUCUAUCGCCUGAACUACGAGUACCAGGAGAAAUACGUGACGAAAGCAGUGGAGCACUCGCAGAAUCUGUCAGACUACGUCGAUCGUUACGUCGCUCUGUUCGACAGAACCAGAACGCAAGCUGCGAAUCCCCUGAAGGCAGUGGAGGCCUACAAGCACAUCGUGGAGAACCUCCAGGGGGCGAGAGUGGCAGCAGCUGCUGCCAACGAAUCAGCUUACGAGGCGUACUACAAGGUCUACCCCAAGGGCUCCAGUGGCAAAUCCCUGCUGGACGCAGCAGCCGAGAUGUCAGAGUCGUCAGCAGGACAACUGGACCUCGCCCAGGCCCUCAAGAGCCCCCUGGCCUCGAUCCUGUCUACGUUGGAGACCCACCAGCACUCGGUCCAGGACUUGAAGUCCUCACUCAACUCCACAGGCAUCAAGGACAAUCAGAUAAACAUCAAACUCCGAGAGCUGCAGUCCUCUGCGACACACCUGGAGGACUCCAUUCAGUCCAUCAAGUCGACGCAUCAGAGUCUUCUCGACUCAAUUCAACAAUCAGAGACUUUGAUCAACGACUACAAGCUGGGAAUUCAGAAUAAUCUGCUGCCUCAGCUCUCGUCGCUGAAGCACGAAGGGGACUCGAAGAUCUCGCUGGCUAGUGAACAAAUCACAGAAGCUCAGUCCAAUGUCAAGAAAGCUGACGCCAAGUUGAUAUCUCUGACUCAUGCGUCCCAAAGGGGACAGCAGGAGUUCUCCAAGUGGAAUAAAACACUUUCAGAGAAGCUGAAGAACUUGAAGGACAAGAUUGCCGAGGCCAGGAACACGGCCGAGGGGAUCAGGGUAUCGUUGAAGUCCUCGGAGAACAAGAAGUGCAUGAGAUCCUUCAGGUCGCCGUCUAUUCAGCCCUCGAGCACCAAUAACAUCGUCAUUACUCUGGCUCUGAUACAUCACAAGACAGAGGGGGCACUGUUCUAUCUGCCUAGCAGUGUCAAUGAUGACUUCUUGGCGAUUGAAUUAUUCGAUUCGAAGAUACGGUUUCUGUGGAACGUGGGGGGAGGCACUGGGGUGAUCGUUCAUCCUGAGGAGCUGUCCUACGGGGAUCCGCAGAAUGACGAGUCCUGGUACAGGAUAGAGGCGGAACGCCUGAGGAAUGUGGGGAGGCUCACUGUUAGGAGACAGGUCGGGCCUGGAGGGUCAGUGCCGAUUUCUAAUUCUACGAAUCCUCAGUUCUCCAGGUUCGACGUUGCGACAACCGACAGAAUUUGGCUGGGAGGUGCCCCAGCCUCCCAAAGACGUCCCUCCGAGCUCCUGGCCCCCAACGGACUCCCGGGCUGUGUCCACCAAGUCCUCUUCGAUAACAAACAAAUCGGCCUCUGGAAUUUCGUGACUUCGGCCCCUGACAAGGCCUGCAAGGCCUGCGUCGAGGGCAUCGAGGAGACCCGAAACGAGCUCUCCUACAGUUUCAACGGUGACGGCUACUCCGUGCGGAAUCGAGUGCCCUCAGGCCCCUACAACAAGUACACUUUCGGUGUCUCCCUGACCUUCCGUACCUUCGACGAGUCAGCUUUACUGUUCCUAGCCAUCAACGAGGAGACCCACCAACACGUCAUGAUCUACCUUCGAGAGGGACGAGUCGUCCUCCAGAUAGAUUACGGUGGCAACAUCUCCAUGGAGAUGUCCUCUACCUUCAAGUACAAUAACGGCAACUGGACGAAGGUGGACGCCUUCAGGCAGUAUCAGCUUCGAAAGAACAUUGAAAAGUGUUCACUGAGUGUUGGAGAGAAUGACAAGAAGCUCGGGGCGCCUACACCACAGCCCAAGAAGGAGGACAUUCCUGAUCUCUCUGGCUCUAAAUACUAUUUUGGCGGUGUACCACCGAGUUUCAGGGCUGAGAAACUAGUGCUGCCACAUCAGGUCUCAUUCCUCGGCUGCAUGAGCAACAUCAAUGUUCAGGAGGGCUAUGACCCCAUGGCGGAGGUCUUCUACGGGGUUGAGCCGUCCUGUUCGAGCAGACCUAUGACCAUUGUUGGAUUCUACGGGGAUGGCUACCUGGAGCACAGGUCAUUCCCCCUGAAGAAGAAGUCCGCCAAUGUGACUGUCUCCUUCAGAACCAUGCAGCACGAAGCUGCCCUGGUCUUGUCCACCUUCCAGGGUCAAGAGGAUGGUCUCAACACUGUGGGAAGUGAUGACAAGGACAAUUAUUACUCGAUAGCGUUGGUCAAUGGACAGGUCCAGGUGAGGAUCAAUGCGGGCGUUGGGGAAUUGACUCUCCAGUCUAAUAGCACAUUCAAUGAUGGAAAGUAUCACACUGUGACCAUCAUGAAGAGGAGAAAGAAUGUGGAGUUGAGGAUAGAUGACGCCUAUCAAGACGGAGGGGUUUUACCGUCGGCAGCUGUCGUGAGGGCGCCAGAGUUCGGUGGACUGUUCUUCGGAGGACUUACGGCACUCAUCAAUGACACCAGGAUGAUCGGCUCUGUGGUGCCACUCUAUGGCGCUAUCAAGGAGGCCAUAUUCAAUGAGGAGAUCAUUCGAUUCCAGGAGGCUGUUAGCUUCGAUCACGCGCUUAUUGGGAGGUCUGGACCCGUCAUGGGGAGGGAGCCACCCAACUACAUGCCUUCGGCGUCUUUGUCGAGGGGGGGAAUGUCGACGCAGCCUGAAGGAUGCCAAAAGGUCCCAUACUACUCUCUGGAACCCGGAGCCCUGAAAUUCGGUGACAAACAGCACAGUCAUACCCAGCUAUACCUCAAUUUCAAAAAAUUCUGGGAGAAAAAGUACACAAUCGAGUUUGACUUCAGAACCUACUAUCCCAACGGCCUAUUAUUCAUCACCCCAGGGAUCAAGCGAAAGCAGUAUCUCAUGGUGAUCAUCAAGGACUCCAUGCUGAGUCUAAUCGUGAAGAGCAAGCAGAAGAAGGAGAUGGUGUUCAAGACACCGUUUAACGAUGGUAAUUGGCACCACGUGGUGAUUGGCCACGAGGAGAGGAGAUUGACCCUGGUGGUUGAUGCACAGAGUCCCAGGGCUGUCAAGGUCCCCAAGAAGAUUGGGUUGGAGUCCAUGAUGUAUAUUGGGGGAUUGCCUGAAAGUGGAACACCCUUUCCUGAUCAGGUGGUGGCUAAGUUGGAGACGCUGAAAGGGUGCAUUAGAGGACUGAAGGUCAAUGGGAAUGUUUACGAUAUGGUGGGCUCUACCUCGAGGCCCUUCAACGUGGGCCAGUGCUUUCCCAGUGUCGAGAGUGGGGCAUACUUCCAGGAUGAUUCUUUUGCUGUCUACAAGAGGGACUUUGAACUGGGGGCUGUGCUGGAGUUGCAGCUGGAAUUCAGGACUUCUGAGUUGUUUGGGGUGCUAUUGAGCAUCUCAGCACCUGGUGGGAGUCCAUCACUCUCCCUGGAGAUCAACGCCGGUAAGAUCGUGAUGGCUGGGGACCCUGGGGACAGAAAUCCCACGGUCGUGGAGCAGAGCUUUGGCAGCACAUACACCAUCUGCGAUAAUCGGUGGCACAAAAUUCAGGCGGUUUACAACGAGGAGGAGCUGACUCUCAAAGUCGAUGAACUUGACCAGAGGUUUGGACUGCCUGUUGGGGGGGAUGGAAGCUUCCUCGCUGAAGCUGCUAGCUUUCCCUUGUUCAUUGGGGGAUUACCAGCAACCGCGCCUAAAGGUACUCUACUCACUCGUGACCAUUUCCACGGGUGCAUACGAAACGUGAUGAUUGGUGGCGAAAGACGAGACUGGACGGACAUGGCAGAGCUCCACAACAUUCACCUGAGCUCCUGUCCAGUUCAAUAAACCGUUGAUUUAUGGAAAUUAAAGGGAAUUUAUUAAAGCACGUUAAGACUUGAUCGAAGCCAAAAGAAGCUAAACCGUAACAAAUCACUGUAAAGUAUGUAAUUAACGAAUUGAGACUUGAGCUGGUGAAGUGAGGUUCAUGUUCGUUUGAGGCCCUUACGGGCCCUCGGUAUUCUCGAAACUCCAGAAUGUUAAUGUAAGACAUUUUUACACUUUUGUCACUGCCAUAUUACGAUAAAUAAUAAUAAUAGUUUAAUUGUCCCACAA